Lactuca sativa (garden lettuce) is the source of this 858-nucleotide messenger RNA. RefSeq lists its product as uncharacterized. The record is from RefSeq and is a predicted model, not a curated record. NCBI's taxonomy places the organism in Eukaryota, Viridiplantae, Streptophyta, Magnoliopsida, Asterales, Asteraceae.
CUCUAUAAAUCCAUCUUCCUCAUCACCUCCUUCAUAAGUCAUAUCCGACGACUUCAUCCACAGAAAUCAAAUCAGAAGUCUUGAAAUCUAAUUUAACAAGAACAUCGAUCUCCAUGGGAAACAGUUUAAGGUGUUGUUUGGCCUGUGUUCUUCCUUGCGGUGCUCUUGAUUUGAUCCGAAUAGUGCAUUUAAAUGGCUACGUUGAAGAAAUCACACGUCCGGUAACCGCCGGCGAGGUUCUGAAGAACUACCCUAAUCAUGUCUUAAGCAAACCAUGUUCUCAGGGAGUUGUCCGGCGAAUCUUGAUCCUUUCGAACAGUUCCGAGCUUAAAAGAGGCAGCAUUUAUUUCUUGAUACCUUCCUCCUCCGUGCCGGAAAACAAGAGAAACCCACAGAAAAAAGAUCCGAAAAAGCCCAAGAAGAUACCUACGGUAGCGGUUGGGCAACCGGCCGAUGUGUCCACCGGAGAGAACACUGCUCCUUUGAAUUCUUCAGAUGUUGUUGUGGUGUCGGAGAAAAAGAAGCUAGGGCACCGGAGAGCUCGCCGGACUGUUCAGGGCGGCGAAUGGCGGCCUCAUCUUGAGAGCAUCUUUGAGGAGUAAUUUUUUUUUUUUUUUGAAAAAAAAGUUGUUGGGUUGAUUUACUACUCUUUUCUUCCGCUUUUUUAUUUUCUUGUGGACAGAUUUGACAUUUUUUUUAAAUUUUCGCCUUAUGUUUUUUUUAUAAACGAGGUAAAUGUCUCUUUUGCCCCAGAAAAUCACUUGAAGAAGAGAGAAAAAGAGUGACUAUGCCCAACUUCAUGUACUUUCAUCUCCAAAGUUGUAAUUAUGAAAUAUAAAUAUAUCCCCCCUUUUUAUA